AUGUCCGUAAGAGGAGGACCCCGUUUUAGUUCUCCUCGUGGGUUGAGUUCCUAUCCCCCUAUUCAAGAGGACCCUCAAAUGGGUGGGCCCUCAAACACGGCACCGGAGGAUAAUCCUCCGCAAGCUUCUUAUGCACCACCUAUGCCGCCUGUGGGAUUUGAUAACCCAAUUCCGACGUACCCAGGUUCUUCCGGGUAUAAUCCUUAUGGAGACCCGUCGGGAUAUCCAUUGGGCUAUGGAACUCAUGACCCAUAUCUUACGGCUGCGCAGUAUCACCACCUUUAUCCUUCUACUUACCCUCCUAUGCCUCCAACUGACUACCCAAUUCAGGGUUAUCAGUAUCCUCCGUAUCAGCCACCUCCUUCCCAGCAACUACAGCAGCAGCAACAAACUCAGGAAAUCUUAGAGAGGUUGGAUAAGGUUGAGCAUAAGACCAAGAAGAACAAGGAGAGGCAUACUAGCUUCAUGAAAGGCCUCGCCAACCUUAUCAAAGGGAAGAAGAAAUAG
Molecule: messenger RNA, 507 nt
Organism: Helianthus annuus (common sunflower)
Lineage: Eukaryota; Viridiplantae; Streptophyta; Magnoliopsida; Asterales; Asteraceae
Product: leucine-rich repeat extensin-like protein 5
Exons: 1
Coding region: 1-507 (168 amino acids)
Source: RefSeq, a predicted model, not a curated record